Molecule: messenger RNA, 642 nt
Organism: Geodia barretti
Lineage: Eukaryota; Metazoa; Porifera; Demospongiae; Tetractinellida; Geodiidae
Source: the annotation of a GenBank genome assembly
AUGGGGGUGUCUCAGAGGCGGGCAUGCCAGGUGCUCACCCAGCCUAGAGCAACACAGAGGUACAUCCUGCAAAGGGACUUGGAGAGCGGGUCUCUGGUCGAGAGGAUCGUGGCAUUGGCUACCCGAUACGGUAGAUACGGGUAUCGGAGGGUCACGGCUAUCUUGAGGAAUGGAGGGUGGAAGGUGAACCACAAAAGGGUGGAACGGAUAUGGAGGGUGGAGGGGUUGAAGGUGCCCGGCAAACAGCCCAAGAAAGGUAGGCUAUGGCUGAACGAUGGGUCGUGCAUAAGGCUCAGGCCAGAGUACAGGGACCAUGUGUGGAGCUACGACGUCGUGGCUGACAGGACCUCAGAUGGGAAAGCCUUCCGUAUCCUCACCGUCAUAGACGAGCAUACCAGAGAGUGUUUGGCCAUGGUUGUGAAGCGGAGCAUCACAUCCCAAGAUGUCUUGGAGCGGCUCUACAUGCUGUUCCUGGUUAGGGGAGUCCCAGAGCACAUACGAUCAGACAACGGCCCAGAGUUCACCUUCCAGGGCAGUGAGAGGGUGGUUAUCAGAUCUUGGGGUGAAGGCCAUGUUCAUAGAGCCGGGCAGUCCUUGGGAGAACGGGUAUGUCGAGUCAUUCAACGGGAAGUUCAGGGAUGA